UGGUAGAGAGCUUAGUAUCGCGUCGGCUCUCGCUAGCUAAUAUCCUCUUGCUUCUUUUUUUUCCGUCGCGUCUCUCGCCAUCGGUCCACCCGUCCGGCUCGCCGUUACCACGCUGUGUCACUACGCCGUCGAGCCUACGAGACCGCGCGCGCGUCCACCCGCACUCGGACCCCAGCGACUCGCCGGCCUUGAUGAACGAAGACGCGGUCAUUCACUGAUAGAACCCGAGUGAUUUUGAUUAUUAUAUCGUGAGACUCUCCCUAUCGUUCUUCCCCCUCUUCCCCUCCCACCUCCCUCCUCUCCCCCCGUCGCCGUCGCCGUCAUAGUCGUCGCGGCUUCCCACGCGGUAAGAUGGAGACGAAAACAGAGCCGUUAACGCCGCCACAGACACCUCCGUCGGUCGAGAGGCCGAUCAAUCAUGCGAAUCAGCAUCACCAGUCGCCACCUCAACAACAACAACAACAACAGCAGCAAUUGCCGUUCUCGUCUUCGAGGUGGAGUCGGGCUCAUAUCACCGGCACGAGGUAUCUGCAGCAGCAACAACACGUGCAAGCGGCUCAACACAACAACGGCGGUUAUCAUCCGUCUUUCUUGGACAAUUGGUUCUUGAGGGGUGCGGCUCUGUUGGCCGUGAGGGGUUGCUGCCCUCAGACACACCCUCACGCUUAUCACCACCAUCAUCAUCACGCUCAUCAGAGCCUGCUGCCGGUACCGCCGCCGGCGUCGUUUCUCACACGGCGGAUACCCGGCCAGAGACCCAAAAAACAGUUCAUUUGUAAGUUCUGCAAUCGGCAGUUCACCAAGAGCUACAAUCUGCUGAUCCACGAGAGGACGCAUACCGACGAACGGCCGUACUCAUGCGACAUAUGCGGCAAAGCUUUCCGCAGGCAGGACCACUUGAGAGAUCAUCGGUACAUACACAGCAAGGAGAAGCCGUUCAAAUGCAACGACUGCGGCAAGGGAUUCUGCCAGAGCAGAACCCUGGCAGUCCACAGGAUUCUGCACAUGGAGGAGUCGCCGCACAAAUGUCCGGUUUGUGGACGAAGUUUCAAUCAAAGGAGCAACUUGAAGACACAUCUUCUCACGCACACGCCACCCGACGUCCCACAGGACCUUCGAGUCGACACGAGCCCAGUGUCCUCGAACUCGAGGAUCACCUCUCCCUCUACCGAGGUCAGACAAUUAACGGAACGCAUGAGCAACCUCCUGCCGAUUGAGAGAACCAGCACGAUCGCGCCUAUCAAGCUCGGUUUCACCAUAGAGGACAUUAUGAAACGUUAACUUGAUGAACAUUACGAUAAGUUUGUUCCUCAACCUCCCGUACGUAUACGCAUCGUAACUCAUUAUGGUGUUAAGGCUCGUCGAGACUGCUGCGAUCCUGAUUAGGUCUGAAUUUCGCCGCAUCGAGGCUAAUUUAUACACGUAUAUAUCAUAUGUAUAUUCUUCGUGAUCAAAUCGUGACUCGAGAUCGACAUCGCACGACGCGAAUUGAAAUUUUGAGCCCACUUUCGAGCUCAAUAUUCCACUUAACGUCUAUUUUGAUAUUCUGAAGUCGAUCUCUUCUGAUUCUAUUUAAUCUAUUAUCUUUGCCUCUUUAGGAACCUGAAAAUCGUAUUUUAUUUGUCGUUUAGAAGCGCCAAGUAGGCUUUCAGUUUUCACGUGUUCACACAUAUACUGAUUUUUCAUAACAUACAGAUGUUAUAAAGUUCAGAUCCAAAGUAGGGCUAAAAUUUCGAUUCGGAGGAUUUCGAAUCAUUUCGAAUUCCAGAAAAUAAUCACCAAACUGUUUCGACGAUUUCCAUUGGAAAUGCGAGUUUCUAGCUAUAAGCUCUAAACGCGACGUUCGAUUAUUACGGCUCUUUGUCUCUCUCUCUCUUUUUUUCUCUUUUCUCCUUCUCUUGAAAUCGGCUUACCGUCGCUGCAAACGGUGCAGGCAGUACAAAGGUCAGCCGUUUUCUCCGAUUUCGCGAUGCGAAACUUUCGUAGCUUUGUUCUAGUCAUGAGCGCUAUUCUAUUCGCAAGGUAUCGGAAACUUUCCGCUUUUCGUUUCGGAUGUCCAUAGUAGGACGAGAUUGAGAAGAAAGGCGUAAUUCCAGUCGAAAAUCUCUCACGGAACAGUUUCACGACACGAUUGUCGUUCUUUCCUGAACGAGUAGCGUUGUUCGUUUAAACGAAACACGGAGAGAGAAUAUUUAACUUUGAUUUCCCGGGAUUUUAUUUCAGAAUCGAUUAGACAUCUGCGACAUGACUGCGGCGCGGUGUACUGCGGCAGCGCGUGCGCAAAAUUGCCCUUCGCGCGCUUUAAACAAAAUGUAAAUUACAACGAAAUAACUAACGUUGUGAACGAUGUAACAACGCGAGACUAACAGUGACUCUAAUUUGAGUUACCUCGCGAUACUGCGCGCUCAAGUAUUUAUCUCGCGAAUGGCGACCCAGUGGGCUAUUAUCAAGUGCAAUUGAAAGAUAUUAACUGAGAGUGAUUGGUUUGUUGUUUCAUGUUUCCGCUGCAUGACGUUCCGUUCGAUAUUACCCGAUCGAGCGAGGUAAUGAAUGAUGAAUUUUCUGAUGUCGGCCUCGGAGUACGAUUUGUUCAUGUCGGCGCACAUAUUUAAUGUUUCCCGAUGUUUAAUAUACCUAGGAUAAUUUUAUUUUUAAUUGAACAAACAACAGCGGACAAGUACGAAUUGAAUGUUGCCGUUUGUAUCGACAGACGAUUAUCAUUCGUAGUUUUUUGUCACGUGAUUUGACGAAAUAUUAAAAUAUGCAAUUACGCAAAGCAUAUGAAUUAUCGAAUUUAUUUCAAGUGCGCGUUCCGUUUAUUCUACUCUGAUUUGAAAAGCCUUGAGAUUUUCAGCAAUCUUUCAAAUUCCUUUCAAAGAGUUCACUUUUAACAUAUGUACCACCUUGUUUUGCGCAGAUAAAUCACGCGAACGAUAUUUCGUAAAGAGAACUCUUAUCGCAUGUCGAUAUUAAUUGGCUGUAAUUAUGCAAGAAUUGUCCAACUCUCAUGAAAUAUGUUUCUGGAGAAAUGAGAAGGAAAAUUUAAUACACGGUUUAAAAAGUGUAGAUAUCACAGUGGUUCUUCGCUCAAUUCGUUCAAGAAGUCAAGCAGAGUCAAUGUUCUUCUCUUUAAGAGUACUUUGAGGAAAAGAGAAAGAAGUAUUUUUCUGGGCUAUUCAUUGGCAAAAAAAAAAAUAAAAACUAAAAAAUUUGGUGGGUUGGAUCAGUCUUGCAUAACUGUGGCCGAUUUUGCUGUUGUGCAGGACAAAAGACACGCAAUUUCUUCUACGUGUAACAUAUACCUUGUAAAUAUGCCCGCGAAUAUUUAUUGCUCUAGCGAAUAAGUCUUGUGAAUAUAUUUAAUCGAUCUUUUCAGGAUAUUAUUUGGCUUUUGCAUAAAGUGCGCGCGCGCGUUUGUACAUACGCUCUUAAAUGUGUAAAUGUGUGUGUAUGCGUGUGCGUAUGCAUAUAUAUGUAUAUUUAGAUGCUGUAAUAUAUUCUUAGAUAAAAUGUGAACAUAUAGUUAUAUAGAUACUGUAACUCGCGACACUGUAACUCGCGUGAAAACAGUAUUCCUCGCACGUACGAAUCGAAAACUUAUUGCGCGCGUUUGCGACUAGUUUCUUCUCUGUAUUGUGCGACGUCACGACGGCGCAUUAUUUCGCUUCUGCAAUGAGACACGACGUCAAUACUGUACAGAUUUGGCAUGUGACAUCGCGAUCGUUGUCAGCUGAGGAGACUUCUCAUCGUGCAUUUUUCAAUGUAAUUUCUUUUAUCUGUGUAACCGCAGAAUUCCGAGGAGUAUUUGCACACGUAAUACACACACAUUGGCAUAUCGGGGAAUUAACUAGCGGAUGAGAACCGAUUGAUUUGCACCAGGUAACUUGAAACGUUCGUAAAUUAUACAAACUCGUUCUUCCGAGACGACAUUAGGAAUUAGCAUUAUUGUUUGGACGGUGCAAUUGUUAACUGGGCGGUGCAAUAAAUCCCGGAAGGGUCGCGAUACGGUUUUAAUUGCGCUCGGGAAUGACGCGCGGCAACGGCAGGAAAAGGAAGAUAUCGCUCGUGUUACGAGAGGCAUUUUUCUUACGGGUCUCGAAAGGUAUACGGUAUCCAGUUCCUAAAAGUGCGUUCACAGUUACGAUUCGGUCGCCAGGCGUCGGGAUAAUUGAUUGUUCGAGAUAACGAUCUACGCCAUGAGAGGUGCGACGUUACCGUGUCGAUGUCGCGCGUAUAUCGACGGUGUUGAUCGCCUUCCCCGCUCCCCGGGUCGUCGGUCAUCCCCCGCGUGUUUUUUCCCGUAAAAUUCGAAAUUUCGAUCAGAUAAGGACGCGGGAGGAAGAGCAGAAGGACAGUCUCGUUGGCAGUUAGCCGCGGCACCUUCGCCCAUCCCGGUGCCACCGGCGGUGCACGAGUGGGGUUCCAAAGAUCUUCCUCGUUUAAUCUAGGAGUGAGAUACCGCUUACCCGUGUAGACCACCCACGCCUCGCAUUAAGCCAGUAUCGGAAUAGCCGCAGUCCCUUUCGCGUGAAACAGAUUGUGCUCGGUGAAUUCGGUGUCGAUUCUCCAUUAGGGAAUGACAUUCGCCGUUAGUCGCUCGGAUCGAGUGAGUUUUCGUCCUUACGCAUUUAUCACUUAUUUAUUCACAUAACGGACGCGUGAAAACACCUUCGAUAACGAGGACAACGCGAUGUGUAAUGAAGCGACGAGGCAGAUUUUCAUUUCGUUCAAAACGUCAUUAAAAUUAAAGAGUUGACAAAUUUACCGAGACACCUAGCCAACUAUGAGAAGACGAUUUGUUCGAUCCCCGAUAUGUCGCGUACAGGUACUCUGGCGUUCCCUAAUUAAUUUCCAUGUGACACGCGCGCAUUUCCCAGUUCCUUUCCCUCCUAUUAGUUACCACUAAUUUAUAAGAUCAUUGUAAAUAUACGUAUACAUAACGCGCGUGUAGAUAUAAUGUACUCGUGAGUGUAAACUGAUUCUACACUGUCGUAUGCUUUCGUUCUCCAGCCGUUCUCAGCUCGACCAAAUUGUCGACAUGCCGAUCACGCAAGAAUAUGUUUAAGAUAAAUCGCUUCGAAAUAUUAUCGGACUUGGGGAUGUGCCCGGUUAUCUGUUAAUAUACGGUCUUACCAAAUAGAAAGAAAGGAACGAGAGAAUACCUCACCCUAGUCGAACGUAGAACAUACUUAAUUGAAUGUUGUUGUUAUGAAUUAAAAAAUAAAAACUCAUGCACACAAAAAAAUGUCUUGCUGGCGCAAUGACGAUCUCGUGUUUUUCAGAGAUUCACCCCCCGUCUUCUCAC
Molecule: messenger RNA, 5305 nt
Organism: Odontomachus brunneus
Lineage: Eukaryota; Metazoa; Arthropoda; Insecta; Hymenoptera; Formicidae
Gene: odd
Product: protein odd-skipped
Exons: 2
Coding region: 352-1281 (309 amino acids)
Biological process (GO): embryonic hindgut morphogenesis; embryonic pattern specification; embryo development
Cellular component (GO): nucleus
Molecular function (GO): RNA polymerase II transcription regulatory region sequence-specific DNA binding; DNA-binding transcription factor activity, RNA polymerase II-specific
Source: RefSeq, a predicted model, not a curated record